UUGAAACAGUUGUUUUAGCACAUUAUUUCCACGUGAAGUUGGACGCAUUUUUCAUUUUCGGCAAAUAUAUUUAAAAUAUUGUUGAUUGUUUUGAAUUUAUGUGGUGGCAGUAAUAACAAUCACAAUUAUAAUAUCUUGUCCUAAAUUAUAUUUGCAGUUCGAAGGCACUGUGUAUGAUUGGCAGCAAGUGCCUACGUGAAAAUGGAAAAUUAUACACAAGUUGAUGAUUAUGGUGGCGACAUAUUGGUGAAAAACGAGUACCUUGAGUAUAAUGAAUCCAUUGAGACCGGAUAUGAAAAUGAAUCGUUGAUUGAAUAUGUUGAAGAAGAGGAGGUGCAAAAUUACGACUAUGUCGAAGGUCAUGCGAAAACGCACACACUCACAAUAAAAGCCAUGCUAAUAGACGGACUACAUCAAAAAGUGUAUCGUUGUUUAGAAUGUGAUAUAGAUUUUGCUACAAUUGAAGACUUUACCAAGGUCCAUCAAGAAAUGCAAACAAAGCGUCGUCUUUACCAAGCAACUGAUCAAGUGGCUGAUACCGAAUCAUUUCAGAGCGAAAAUUUAAGCAAUGAACAACCCAUUCUUGCGCACGAAGGUGAAGACUGGAUAAUUGUAAAAGAAGAACCAAUUGAUACUAAUGAUAAUGGAGAAAAGUAUAUAGAAGUUACUGAGAAUAUUGCAGAAAGUGUGGAGAUUACUGAGGGCAUCGGCGAAUUGCUUUCAGAAACAGAUUUACAUUACGAAGAUCAGAUGGCACAAGAGAUAGCCGAAGAUGAGGAUGAUGGUGAAAAGUAUUUUUGCUGUGAUUGUCAAGUUGUAUUUAGUGAUUUGGAAAGUGCGGAGCAGCACGUUUGCAGCGCACUUAACACCGCUACAUUGGAUGCAGAUUCAGCAGGAGGCAGUAUUGCAGAGCAAAAAGGUGAUGAUAACAUAGAUUAUGAAGAGCAGAGCGAGACUUCAACAAACAAAAUAGCUAGUAGUGAUGCUAAGUACCAUUGCCUGGAGUGUGGAAAAAAUUUUAAUUCUCUACAAGGUUUACAAAUACACCUUCGCAGUCAUAAAACCAAACAAAGAAAGACAAAGAGCAACGUGCAAGAGGUAAAGGAGUUAAAAAGCACGACAUGCCCAAUAUGUAAUACCACAUUCAGAUCGUAUAAAAAUCUUAAGUUGCACAUGAAAAUGCAUGAUGCACAACAGAUGCGUACUAUUGAAGAAGCAUUACCCGCUGGUGCCAAAGGGCAAUACAAUGACAUGAAUAAGUUCUUUUGUGAAAUUUGCAAUAAGAGCUUUGAACAAAAUUUACUUGGUAUACAUAAAAAUAUGCACCAACAGGCGACUGAGUACAAGUGCGGUAUCUGCAAUCGGGACUUUGAGAAUAAAACUAGCUACGAUAUGCAUAUGCAAAUGCACGCUGAAAGACCGGUGAAACCUCGUAAACAACAAUUCAAAGCAGCUAAUACCACUGGCAACGAUAAGCGUGAUGGUCGCUUUGCAUGUCAAUAUUGCGGGCGAACCUUCCAGCGGCCAUUCGAAAAAGUACGUCACGAGCGCGUGCACACUGGCGAGAAACCACACGCGUGUGAAGUGUGUGGCAAAACCUUUCGUGUAUCUUAUUCACUUACGCUGCAUCUACGCACACACACCGAUAUUCGACCAUUUGUGUGUGCAACUUGCAAUAAGCGUUUCAAAUCACAACCGGUAUAUGCGCAUCACCUUCGCACUCACGAAUCGGAGCGCGCCUACAAAUGUGAAACGUGUUCGAAAACGUUUCGCACGUCGGUCCAACUUGCUGCGCAUCGAAAUAUUCAUUCUAAACCAUACAAUUGCCCUGUAUGCAAUCGUCCCUUUGCUUCAUUGUACGCUGUGAAAAUACACAUGAAAACGCAUAAUAAGCAAACCCGCUCCGGCGAUGCUACUAAAUAUAGUUGCUAUGUAUGUGGCGCGGAAUAUGCGCGCAUCUCUGCAUUACGUUUGCAUAUGAAAGAUUUUCACUUUAUCGAUUUUGAUACGAAUCAGUCGUUAGAGUUAGACGAUGAAGUGAUUUCGGCCGAUGAACAAAAUGCACAAGAAAACGAAGAUGAACAUGAGGUGGAUCACGAGGCUGCUGUGUUGAUAGCAGCGGCUGCAGAAGCCGACUGUGCGGCUUACAUGGAAACUGUAACAGCUCAAGCUCCAGAUGUAUACGAGGUGGCGCAACAAAACGACGAGGCGAGUUGGUGAUGUGAUUUAUUAAAAUACAAAUUUUAAACUAAUUUAUUUGUAACUGUUUAGCUGAUUGUGGACAACUACCAAACAGAGGAGAUUGUGUCUGAUUGGCUAUCGAAGUAAUGUAUGAAGAAAUUCAUACUUAUCAAGAAUAGAACGGGACAUAUUUGGAGUCUGCCCUUUAUGUGAAGAAUCGCAGCAUGAUACUAAAAAGCUCUUCACAUGCCCACUUAAACAAACUGAUCUUAUACCCCUUUCUCUCCGGUUCCGGAGCCAUUGAAACAGCGUGUUUUUUGGGCUUACCGUUAGUUGUCCUUUUUGACAACUUUUGGUAGUGCAUCUAUCUAGGCGGAGCUUAGUAAAGCUACAACAAUAACUGCAAUAAGUUCGAUUUAGAAUUAUUAUAAGUUCAUAAAUAAAUUAAAUAUAUUAAAAUAAAUUAUUAACUACAAAAAAAUUAAGAACAU
Messenger RNA from Anastrepha ludens (Mexican fruit fly), 2672 nucleotides. Its product is annotated as zinc finger protein 658B. Gene Ontology annotation, molecular function: DNA-binding transcription activator activity, RNA polymerase II-specific; RNA polymerase II cis-regulatory region sequence-specific DNA binding. Gene Ontology annotation, biological process: regulation of transcription by RNA polymerase II. Gene Ontology annotation, cellular component: nucleus. The record is from RefSeq and is a predicted model, not a curated record. NCBI's taxonomy places the organism in Eukaryota, Metazoa, Arthropoda, Insecta, Diptera, Tephritidae. The coding region runs from base 202 to 2220 and encodes 672 amino acids. The transcript has 6 exons.